This is a messenger RNA of Misgurnus anguillicaudatus (oriental weatherfish), 2847 nucleotides long. Lineage: Eukaryota; Metazoa; Chordata; Actinopteri; Cypriniformes; Cobitidae. The record is from RefSeq and is a predicted model, not a curated record.
CUCUCUCUCUCUCUCUCUCCAGUCGCCACAGGCGCAUAACGAAAUCCCAUAGACCUCAGGCUGUUUAACCAUUUUCAAGGUUAACUUUGUGAUACGGCUCGGUUUUGAAACCGUAAACGGUCUCACCGCGUCUUAAACCACGUACUGUCUCUUUAAGAGGCUUCACCCGCGACCUCCUGUCCAAGCGUUCUCCAAAAGUGACUUUUUUGCCUGUCCUGCUGUUUCUGCGCGCGCUUUACUUCAUCCGUGACUUCUUAUUUAUUUAUUUAUUCCCGUUGGAAACUUGAAGGUACUCUAAACAUGGCAGAGAUAGGGAAAGGGGUGAGCCCUGGAAAACUGGCGAGUAAUGUACAGAAGAGGAUAACCCGAGCGCAAGAGAAGGUGUUGCAGAAGUUGGGUAAGGCGGAUGAGACGAAAGACACGGCCUUCGAAGAGGAGGUGGCGAACUUUAACAAGCAGCUGGCUGACGGCACCAAACUCCAGAGAGACUUAAAGGCGUAUUUGGUGGCAGUCAAAACGAUGCACGAGUGUUCAAAGCGUCUGCACGACUGUCUGGCAGACAUUUACGACCCCGAGUGGUUUGGCAAAGAGGAGGUCAACUCCCUCGUGGAGAACACUGACCACCUGUGGCAAGAGUUUCACCAGGAGCUUUUGGAUAAUGCCGUCGUUACCAUGGAUACAUACUUGGCUCAAUUUCCAGAUAUAAAGGCUCGCAUUGCAAAGCGUGAAAGGAAGCUGGUCGACUUUGACAGUGCCAGGCAUCACUUUGCCUCCAUACAGAAAGCCAAGAAAAAAGACGAGGCCAAAAUUGCCAAACCAUUGGCUCUGGUGGAAAAAGCAGCUCCUGGUUGGGCUCAGGGAAUAAUCACAGCGCAUCAAAUCGCUCAAACUAACCUCUCGAGAAACCAGGCUGAGGAAGAGUUGGGGAGAGCUCAGAAGGUCUUUGAAGAGAUCAACUAUGAGCUUCAGGAGGAACUUCCCACCCUGUGGAACAGUCGUGUUGGCCUCUAUGUUAACACAUUCCAGAGCGUUGCUGGCCUGGAAGAGAAAUUUCACACGGACAUGGGCAAACUGAACCAGAAUCUAAGCGACAUUAUGACCAAACUGGACGAGCAGCGUCAAGUGAAAAAAGAUGUCAAUGCAGCUAGCACCGAGGAAAGUGAAACGGCACCCAACCACAAUCUCUCUGGGUCUGAUUCUGGGUCAGACGUCCCCAAAUCCCCGCCAAAGUCCAGAGAAGACCCGCCGGUUUCACCGCCCAGCAGACCGACCUCAUCUCAGGAGGUGAUAGAGGACAACAUCAUUGACCUGAUAGAAGAUACACUUGUUCUGGAUAAUAAUAUUACAACCCCUUCACAGAAUGAAGCUCCAACAGUGACAAAUGGCUCUUCAGAUGCUGAGCUGCCACCCUCUGUUUUGUUUAAGGUGAAAGCAGUGCAUGACUAUGGAGCAACAGACAACGAUGAACUCGAUCUGAAAGCUGGUGACAUUGUGCUCGUGCUUCCCUUCGCCAACCCAGAUGAACAGGAUGAUGGCUGGUUAAUGGGCGUAAAAGAGUCACACUGGCUUCAGAACAAAAACCUGCUAGCUAAAGGCGUCUUCCCUGAAAACUUCACCCAGAAACUGUAAGCGGAACGACCAUCGGACUCUCCUCAGAAUCGAACGCUAUCAUCUCCACGCUUUAUUUUCUCGUGGUUUUUCAAAAAUAAGGGCUUCUCAAUCUAUUCUAUAUACUGUGGUCCCAUUUAUUGACAUUAAAGUGAAUUUUUAAGGGCAUUGGAGCAACACAUUAUUUCACACUAACUUUGUUCUUAUGCUUUGUUUGGGUCAGUGGUAUCAUCAUCUGACUUUUGGUUAUUUAUUUUAAUUCCUGGUCAUUUGAAUGAAUGCGAAUGUGAACGUCUGACCGACUCUCUUUGACUUUUCUGAAUAUGACACGAUCAAUCAUUUCAUAUUUAUAUUCUAUAUUUGUUUAAAUAUUGAUGUCUGCGGGUAUAAGACACCAAAGGAUAGAAAACUAAAUGUAUACUUUGGGACAAACCACUAAAUACAAAGCGAUUCACUUGACAACCCUUUAGUGACGUACUGUAAAACUGAAGAGCUUAUAAACAUUGUUUUGCAUUUGUCUUGAGUAUUUCAUAGAUCUUUAUGGAGUGGUGAAUAAAUGCUUUAUUGUUAAACUGGAGAUAAGUCCAUCUUCUGCUGUCCAUUUACAGAACUGUUCAAAAUGUAUUUUCAUUACAAUUCACAGAUUUAAAUUAUUUUGGUGUUGAUCUGGAAAAUGUAUUAUGAAACACUGAGCCCUGAAAUUUUUUCUGACAAAUAUACUGAUAUGCCAAAAGAGUGUUGAAUCCCACUUAGAGGUGAUUUUUUUUUACAAAUAUUUUGCUGCUGUUUGUUUAUUAUAAAGUCUGAAAUUGUCAGUCUGUACUUCCAGAGAUAUCAUUCACUGCCUCUGAGCUGUUUACAUAUUAGAGCUGUGAUUUUCAUAUUUGAUUCAUCUCAAAGCUCUGUAUUUGAAUCCAGUUUGAAUAUUGAAAUGCUUGUAGGGCCUUUGAAAUAAUGGCUGCGGGGAACAUUUAUUCACUGUUCUUUCUAACAUCAAUGUUCUUGAAUGACCUUUUCGGAUGAUAAGGCUCAGAUUUCUAUGAGGAGGUGUGAGAGGGAUGUUUUACUUUGAACGGCAAAUUGCAGACAUACUUUACAUUUUACAAAAAUUGCAGAUUGUUUACCUCAAGGAAGUGUUUGUUAUAGUUUCGAUUCACAUCGUAGUUCAAUGCAACUUGGGCUCGUGUGGUUAAUAAAUGUGACCCUGGACCACAAAACCCUAAGGGUCAAUUUUUUAAA